AUGUUUGGAUUAAGGCACAUAAGAAGAAAAAUGGAUUUAGUGGAAGAAUAUAAAAAAUAUGUAACUAUUUCUAUAACUACAAGUGUUAAUGAUGACAUUCUAACAAAGGUGCUUGGCUCUGAAAAGAAUACAUAUUUGAGGGCUUUUGGAAGAGGAGUUACUCGGUCAAAAUUGGCAAUUGUUUCUGAACGAGAUGAUCACAUGAUUCAAAUAAAAGAUCAAUGUAAUGAGUUGAAGGAUAGAAUGUCACACAUGGAGCAACUAAUUCAAUCUUUACUAAAAAAUCAGAAUGAACCUGUUCAAAGUGGGGAGCAAUCAAAUGCCCAUGUUCCAUCAUCUCCUGUGAGUGUAAGGGAUAACAUAUAUGGCCAAAAAUGCAAAAUAUUGGAUUGGACUGGAUCUGGAGAUAUUAUUGCAGAUGGAUACUUCAUUUCAAGUGACCCAAAAGAUGAGGUCCAUCAUGUUCCUCUUGGUCCAAAUGCCAUGAAAGUGGGAAUAGAUUUUGCAAGGAAACCCAACUCAUUUCUUUGGAGGCCUACAUCUAACAUUUUCCAUAUGGAAGAUGAUAUUGGUAGUAUAAUUACAUGGCCAACUGAAAAAGUGAGAAUGAACUGA
This is a messenger RNA of Humulus lupulus (European hop), 615 nucleotides long. RefSeq lists its product as uncharacterized. The transcript has 4 exons. The record is from RefSeq and is a predicted model, not a curated record. The coding region runs from base 1 to 615 and encodes 204 amino acids. Lineage: Eukaryota; Viridiplantae; Streptophyta; Magnoliopsida; Rosales; Cannabaceae.